CACACACACACACGGACACACACUGAACCCAUCAUGGCCACAGACUUAUCGCAGGACGCGGUUCUUGGUUUCCUCCGGAGCAACAGAGGCUCCGUGAAAAACUCCGACCUGCUGCUUCACUUCAGGAACUUUAUCCGGAACCACGCGGACCGGGACCGAAACCGGGAGAUGUUCAAGAGGUUCGUUAACACCUUGGCGACGGUCCGGCAGGAGGACGGAGUGUCUUAUGUGGUUCUGAGGAAGAAGUUCCGGGGACAUGUCCCGGGGGACAGAGGAGGAGGAGGAGCAGGCUCCAGGUCCCCGGAGACUCACCUGAGUCCGGCUGAGGUGCGAGCGGAGAAGCCCCAGAUACAAGCACAGAUGAGGGAGGUGACAGUACCCGCCCCGCCGGGAGAAACCGCCAUGAAAACGAUCCUACCUGCAGCUGGAAUCAUCAACAACAACAACAUGGAGACGAAUUUGAACCUGAAACGUAAACAACAACAACAACAUCAACAACAACAUCAGCAACAACCACAACAACCACCACAGCCUCAACCACAGCAUCAACAACAACCACAACAACAACAACAACAACAACCACCACAUCAUCAACAGCAUCAAAAACAGGUAAACUUCUCACCUGAGCCUCGUGUCUCACCUGCAGCAGCUGCUCCGCUCCACUUCUCUAAAGAAAACCUCCUGAAGACCCCCGGUGUGUCUGAGCCUCCCGUCCGACUUCAGUGCACCGAGGUGCGGCAGCAGACUCUGGGUUUCGGCCCCCCCCCUGGGAUCACACCCGUGGUCCGACAUCAUGGAGAAACCCGCCAGCAGGGGGCAGCCCCUCAACCCCUCAGGGGCAGGGAGGCCUGUGUGCAGCCUGGAGGAGGAGGAGGAGGCCUUCAUCAAGAUCCUCCCCUUCAUCCUCAGGUCGCUCCACGCAGAUUCAGACACAGGCCGAGCUACAAAUCGGCUGUUUCUUAUGAUGAUGAUGAGGAUGAAGAGGAAGAGGAAGAGGCCACCAUGAGGCGAGGUUCAGCAGGAGGAGUGUGGCCCCUCAGUGCUCCGCUAGAAGGCUCCAUGAGGGCCCUCUCCGCCUCCUCGCCAUGCAUCAUAGAGUCACCUGCACCUCCCUCUGUUGCGUCCUCCUCUUCAUCAGAAAGGAAUCUCCCAAAGAUUUACGUCCAGGAUGUGGAAGGAGGAACGCUGCCCCCCAUUGGCCCAGCUUUUAGCUUUGAGCCAGGGGAGGAGCUAAAAGGACAGUGGGUGGGGGCAGGGGUGGAACACACACAUGUAUCACCAGAGUCGACACCCAUCAGAUUCAGCCGACCAGACCUCCACACGCCAUCUCCAGACGGGGUAAGAAAGGUUUCACCUCAUCACGGCGUCCACCAGGACCGUCGAUCCCCGCAGCCGCCAGGCGUUCAGCCGGAACCCAGGUCUCAUCACAGCCAGGGGGCGCAGCUGUCGUCCAGCCACAGCAGCAUCUUCUCCCCCUCCUCGGACGCUGGCUUCUCCAGCAGCGACUGGCCUCCGUCUGGCUCCUCCAGAGGAUCCCGGUGGAACAGCAGCUACGAGGAACUACAGGCCCCGGCAGGUGAGACUGGCCGUGGAAAUAAAAUCGAGGACGUACUCCAGCGAGCACAAAGGACCAAGCUUGAGUCUGUGACGCAUCUCGACGACAGUAAAAUCACAGCAGGUCAUUUGUCACCGUUCCACCACUCCACUGAACAUCUCCACGACAACCAGGACUCUAAACUCCGAGUGUUGCCAUGGCACCUCUCCACAGGUGAUCUCUAUGACGACCAUGAUGACGCUGAGUCCAGCGAUGGCUCCUCCUUAUCGUCACCCGUCCGGCAGCGCCCGGCGGUCACCAGGCGGCUCAGCAGUCAGGUGAGGAGCAGGAUGUGCCGCAGCCUCGGGGCUGACCUCGACCAGCUCAUGCAGGAGGAGGUGAAGGGAGGAGGAGGAAGUGAGGUGGCCCGACUGAACCGCCUCCAUUUGAUCUCCUCCUCACUCAGUCUCCAUCACAACCUCUCUUCCUCCUCUCUGUCGUCGUGUUCCACGCCGCCACGCAGCCACAGCGUCGCUGACCUGGUCGAGAGGGAAAGGCGGGUCGGAGGUAGGAGGAGCCUCCCUGCUGUUAACCCUGCCUCCCCCUCCACCGCUCAGCAUGAAGGCUCCAGUAAACAGUCUUUGGUUCCUCUGGAGCCCAAUGAGCACACCUGGCUGGUGAAGGGGGCGGCGGGGGACUGGCCUGAAAUCUACUCCUUGUUCAGAGAUGAACCGUCUCUGCUCAACAAGCGAGACUUCAUCUCCGGCUUCACUGUGCUGCACUGGAUCUCCAAACACGGAGACCACCGAGUCCUGAACACCUUAUGGUAUGGAGUCCAAAAGGCCGGUUUGAUGUUUGACAUAAACGCCAGGUCAACAUCUGGCCACACGCCUCUCCAUAUUGCCGCCAUUCACGGCAACAAGAACAUAAUGCGGUUGCUGGUCAGCAAGUUUGAUGCUGACGUGAAACUCAGGGACACGGCGGGAAAGAGGCCCUGGCAGUACCUGAGCUGCAACGCACCGCUGGAAAUCUUCCAGCUGCUGGGCGCACCAGCUCGAGUCGCUCUGGGCGGAGACGGAUCAGGCAGGAAAGUAGACUCCAGCUGGGAGCAGCAACAGCAGCAGCACCGCCGCCGCCGCCAUCAUUUCUCCACAGCUUCCUCUGGAGAGAGGCCAUUGACCAUUGCGGGCACGAUUCGGGUGAAAAGGUCGUCUUCGAUCGCUGCGUUACUCAAACACAAAUCCCUGCGCCGGCUUCACGCACGUAAAUCUGAUUUCUUAUUUUAAAGAAAACUUCAACUGAUGGAUUAAGUUGAUUUGUUUGGACGUUAACUGUCCAGCUGGUCUCACAAAUAGAAACGGUAUUAAUUCAAAAUGUUUAAACUUUACGAUUCUAAUGUUUCCCCUGGAUGUAAAAGUGAUUCAUCUUAAAGCUCAGUCCAGAUAAAGGAGCACCAGAGUCUGCGACUAAACUUUGAGACCUGCUGGACGUGAACGUCACAGAUAGAACUCUGAGUUCUGGAUCACAGACGUGUGGAGGUGAUUUGCGUUCACAGAGCGGAUCAGUUUUCAGCAGGACGUUAUUAACGAGAGCUCCAGUUUCACUCAGACACUUUGUUCAACAACAAAGAACAAACUGCAGCUUUUGUUGCACAACAACUUUAUAUUCUUCACAUUGUUUCACCCUCUGCUGCUUUUCACUUUGAGUUUCUUCCUCCGGUUUGAUUCACUUUCUAUAGCGAUGAACUCACUCAGGCUGUGGACAAAAUAUCACAAACACUUCAACAAGGUAAAAGUCUUAAAGGUGAUUUGAGGUGGUGAGCUGAAUUAAAGGGUGAUGCUGGUUUUCAGUUUUGUACUUUUGUCUUUCCUUUGAUAACAUUGUCAGUCCGACUUGUACAGAUCAAACAAACAGGAUAUAAUGUAGAUUUGUUGCCUUUGAUCAUGCAGACCCAAGCUAACCGUUCCCCCCUGUUUCUAGUCUUUGUGCUAAGCUAAGCUAAUUAUUUCCCUGUUAUAGCUUCAUAUCUGCUAUGUUUGAUCCUCUUAUCUUUCUGUAAGAACAAAAUAUUGCAAUAUUUUCUUGUAAAGUAGGUGAGUACUUGUCAUUAGCACUAAUUGGAAAAAGAACGAAGAGUAGAACUUGUGGUGCAUUUUGUCGUCGGGUGUUGUUUUGUUCACCUCCUUUACACACACACAGUCACGUUGUUGUAUUCUUACCCGCUGUGACUUUUUCACAGUUCACUUUGAUAAUCAGGAUCAAACUUGUUCAGGUUUGUAAAUUAUAUUGAAGUUGACCCAUGAGGACGGGAACAGUAUUUUUCUCACAGUAUUAAAUUCACAAAUAUAAAAAUUACUGUGAAUCACAUUGAGUCUCUAUCCGACUGUUUUCUAUGUUCUGUUGAUUUUCAUCUGUGGCGGAGGAAGAACUCAAACAUUUACUCAUGUAAAAGUACCAAUGAAUGGACAAAUACUAUAUGUACUAAAGUAAAC
Paralichthys olivaceus (Japanese flounder) is the source of this 4026-nucleotide messenger RNA. NCBI's taxonomy places the organism in Eukaryota, Metazoa, Chordata, Actinopteri, Pleuronectiformes, Paralichthyidae. The record is from RefSeq and is a predicted model, not a curated record.